UUUGACGAUACAAUCAAAUAUAAACGUCGAAACAUUUGGUUAUCCUCUUGUCAUUUGUCAUUUAAAAAAUUUCGAAUCCAAAACUUCUGAGAAAAUUCGCAGAGCACGUAACUUUUAGAAGAUUCUUGUUAAAAAUUAUAUUUUUUGUGUACUUUGGGAACCAGAAAAAUCAUGACGGCCGACCACAAUGCCAAGCCAAAGACGAUUCUGAACAGUCAACAUGGUAGGAACAACGCAAGGCGUUUAAAGUUAAGACAAUCACAGGUAGUUAAGGAGCAGGAACAGGUCGUGAUGCAACCGAAACAGGAAGUGGAUGAACCUGUGUUUGCUCCCAAAAGAUCCUAUCGUCCUAAAGUCCUGAGGCCUUCGGCAAUUCGCCGGAUCUGCAGCAUGCCAGCGAGAAAGUGCAAUUCAAAAGAUGAGGCCAAGGUGAUGUAUUUCAAUCAUGAUUUCGGUAAAUGCAGUCAAGCCGUUUGCCACGAGGACAUUUUUCAUGAUACCGAAGUUUGCAAGAUGCACAAAGAGAAGAAAAAGCCAAAGCCAAAGCCAUCGAUUGCCAUGAGGAAGCAUCUAAGUCGUAUUGUCAGGAAAUCAGCUAGGAACUCGGCAAUACCCAAGAGCAAGAUCAAUAGAGCAAUAUCCAAGAAAGCCACAAAACCAUCUCCAAAGAGUUCUACUAAUGAACUAUGACUUAAUGAACUCCUCUGAUCAUGAUAAUAUCGGAAACAAUAAGCCUAUCGAAGGAAGCAACUGUGAAGAAAAUCUUGUAUUUUGUAUAUUUUAAGUGAUGAAAUAUGCAUCCUGAGAAUAAAGUUUUAAACCACGA
This is a messenger RNA of Drosophila serrata, 826 nucleotides long. RefSeq lists its product as uncharacterized. The record is from RefSeq and is a predicted model, not a curated record. NCBI's taxonomy places the organism in Eukaryota, Metazoa, Arthropoda, Insecta, Diptera, Drosophilidae.